AUGUCGCAACCAGUUCAACGGGCAGCUGCGAGAUCGUUCAUUCAAAAAUACAUCAACAAAGAAACUCUGAAAUAUGUGUUUACCACUCAUUUCUGGGGUCCCGUAUCGAACUUUGGUAUACCCAUUGCGGCGAUCUAUGAUUUGAAGAAAGACCCAACCGUGAUUUCAGGACCGAUGACGGGUGCGUUGGUUUUGUACUCUGCAGUUUUCAUGAGAUAUGCAAUGGCCGUCACACCAGUAAACUACUUGUUGUUUGGGUGUCAUUUGGUAAACGAAUGUGCGCAGCUAGGCCAAGGUUAUAGAUUCUUACAUUACAACUACUUCACAGACGAAGAGGGGAGAAAAGCCAUCGAGGAAAAAUGGAAGAAGACCGAUUGA
Molecule: messenger RNA, 378 nt
Organism: Torulaspora globosa
Lineage: Eukaryota; Fungi; Ascomycota; Saccharomycetes; Saccharomycetales; Saccharomycetaceae
Gene: MPC1
Product: pyruvate transporter MPC1
Exons: 1
Coding region: 1-378 (125 amino acids)
Biological process (GO): pyruvate import into mitochondria
Cellular component (GO): mitochondrial inner membrane
Source: RefSeq, a predicted model, not a curated record